This is a messenger RNA of Choloepus didactylus (southern two-toed sloth), 1179 nucleotides long. It is a transcript of the gene PANX3, whose product is annotated as pannexin 3. Gene Ontology annotation, biological process: monoatomic cation transport; positive regulation of interleukin-1 production. Bases 1 to 1179 code for a protein of 392 amino acids. The transcript has 4 exons. Lineage: Eukaryota; Metazoa; Chordata; Mammalia; Pilosa; Megalonychidae. Gene Ontology annotation, molecular function: channel activity. The record is from RefSeq and is a predicted model, not a curated record.
AUGUCACUUGCACACACAGCUGCAGAGUACAUGCUCUCAGAUGCCCUGCUGCCGGACCGCAGGAGCCACCGCCUCAAAGGAUUGCACCUGGAACUGCCCCUGGACCGGAUAGUCAAGUUCGUGGCUGUGGGCUUCCCAUUGUUGCUGAUGUCCCUGGCUUUUGCUCAGGAGUUCUCCUCUGGGUCUCCAAUCAGCUGCUUCUCUCCUGGUAACUUCAGCAUCCGGCAGGCUGCCUACGUGGACAGUUCCUGUUGGGACUCACUGCUUCACCACCAACAGGAUGAGGCUGGCACGUACAAGAUGAAAUCUCUCUGGCCCCACAAGGCCCUCCCCUACUCCCUAAUGGCCCUGGCAGUGGUCAUGUACCUGCCAGUUCUGCUGUGGCAGUUUGCGGCUGUGCCGGCCCUCAGCUCAGACCUGCUCUUCAUCAUCAGCGAACUGGACAAGUCCUAUAACCGCUCCAUCCGCCUGGUGCAGCACAUGUUGAAGAUCCGGCAGAAGAGCUCUGACCCCCAUGUUUUCUGGGACGAGUUGGAGAAGGCUCGGAAAGAGCGAUACUUUGAAUUCCCCUUGCUAGAGCGGUACCUGGCAUGUAAGCAGCGCUCACAUUCCCUAGUGGCUACCUACCUCCUGAGAAACUCCCUCUUGCUCCUCUUCACCUCGGCCACCUACAUGUACCUUGGCUACUUCCAUCUGGAUGUCUUCUUCCAAGAAGAAUUCAGCUGUUCCAUCAAGUCAGGGCUGCUAAGUGAUGAGACCCACGUCCCUGAUCUGAUCACGUGCAGACUGACUUCCCUGUCUGUUUUCCAGAUCAUUAGCCUCUCCAGUGCAACGGUAUACACGCUUCUAGUUCCAGUGAUAAUAUACAACCUCACACGGCUAUGUCAGUGGGACAAACGACUCCUGUCCGUCUAUGAGAUGCUCCCAGCUUUUGAUCUCCUCAGCAGAAAGAUGCUGGGAUGCCCCAUCAAUGACCUCAAUGUGAUCCUUCUCUUCCUCCGGGCCAACAUCUCUAAGCUCAUCUCUUUUAGCUGGUUGAAUGUCUUAUGUGUGUUAAAGGAUACGACCACUCAGAAGCACAACAUUGACACAGUGGUCGAUUUCAUGACUUUAUUGGCUGGCUUAGAGCCCUCAAAACCUCAACAACUCACUCACCAGGCAUGUGAUGAACACCCAUAA